UUGUAAACUCACGGGCCCACGCCCAUGGAUGUCUCCCGCUCCUGCGCGCACGCGCAGUGACACUCCUCCUGUCAAACAUGGCUGUGCUUUGGAAGAAGGAAAAAUGCUGAAUUGUGUUGCUAUAACUCGGGAAAAGCAGCAGACAUGGCUCGACUGGCCGAUUAUUUCAUUGUGGUGGGAUACGAUCAGGAGAAGGCGGGUUCAGGUGAAGCAUGUGGAAAGAUCAUUCAGCGAUUCCCCAAGAAGGACUGGGACGGAACAGCCUUUCCUCAGGGGGUGGAGAUGUUCUGCCAGCCUGGAGGUUGGAGCCUGUCCAGGGAGAGGAAGGUGCCCACUUUCUUCACGGUCGUGCUGACCGAUAUCGAUUCGGACAGACACUUUUGCUCCUGUCUCACUUUCUACGAGGCCGAGGUCAAUCUGCAGGGAUCAAAGAAUAUUGAGGCUGAUGGAGAUGAAGAUGAAGAGGAUGGCCUUAUCCAGCCAGCUCAAGUGUUUGCACCAAAAAGUCUCAUUCUCGUGUCCAGGCUGGAUUAUCCCGAAAUAUUCAGGGGCUGCUUGGGUCUCAUCUACACAGUGUACAUCGACAGCCUGAGUUUCCCGUUGGAGGGUUUGGUGUCGAACCUCUUUGCAUUUCAGGUUCCUGUUGCUGGUGGAUCCCAGAAGCUGUUCAGCCUGGGAGCAGGAGACCGGCAGCUUAUCCAGACACCUCUGAAUGACACAUUGCCUGUCACAAGCAAGAGCGUAGCUCUGCUCUUCCAGCAACUGGGAAUCCAAAAUGUUCUAAGCCUGUUUUGUGCGGUUCUGACGGAGCACAAGGUUUUGUUUCACUCCACUAGUUACCAGCGACUCGGAGAAGCAUGUCGCGCCCUGGAAGCCCUCAUGUUUCCCCUUAAGUACAGCUACCCAUACAUCCCCAUCCUCCCCUCGCGGCUGCUGGAAGUGCUGAGCUCGCCCACUCCCUUCAUCAUCGGCGUUCACUCCAUGUUCCAGAAUGAAAUCCAAGAUCUGUUGGACGUUAUUAUUGCUGACCUGGAUGGAGGAACAAUAAAGAUUCCUGAGUGUAUCCACUUGUCCCUGCUUCCUGAACCUCUGUUAAACCAGACACAAACUACUCUGUCCGUGGUCUUGAACCCUGAUCUGGAGAUAGCAGACAAUGCAUUCCCUCCGCCUCGCACUGCACCCUCCAACAUCAAGUAUUUGGACAAAGAAGUGAGGGCCGUCUUUCUCAGGCUCUUUGCACAGCUUUUCCAGGGCUACAGGUCGUGCCUGCAGCUCAUCCGCAUCCAUUCUGAACCUGUUAUUCAUUUUCACAAGACUGCCUUCUUGGGCCAGCGAGGCCUCAUUGAGAAUGAUUUCCUGACUAAGGUUUUGGAUGGCAUGGCCUUCGCUGGCUUUGUCUCAGAGAGAGGUCCGCCUUACCGAGCCUGUGAUCUCUUUGAUGAGCUGGUGGCCUUAGACAUUGACAGCUUUAAGGAAGAAGAUGCGAGUCCUGCCAAACUGCAAAAGCACAUCAGGGAACUUUCUGAGCAGCUAUACAGAAAUGAAAACCCAAACCCUCACAUGGCAUUCCAGAAAGUGCCUCGGCCAUCAGAAGGAUCCCAUCUGCGUGUGCACCAGAUUCCUUUCCCUCUGCUUGAUAAUGAACACGUGGAGAAGACGAUUCAGGAGAGUGUGGCAAAGCUCAGUAGCUUGCCUCCUUCUACGAGGACAGAGAGGAAGUGCGUUGUACCUGCCGGGCCGCCUGUCGUGUCCUUUAUGGGUAAGAGUGGCUCUGUGUUCAACAGUGCUCGGAGACUGGAGGUAGUGCGGAGCUGCAUUUCCUUCAUAUUUGACAACAAGACCCUGGAGACUGAAAAGACUUUGCCGGCAGCACUGCGUGCACUGAAAGGCAAAGCAGCUCGCCAGUGUCUGACGGAGGAGCUAAGUCUCCAUGUCCAGCAGAACCGAGCCAUACUGGACCACCAACAGUUUGACUACGUCAUUCGUAUGAUGAACUGUGCCCUACAGGACUGUUCCACCUCGGAGGAGUACACGGUGGCUGCCGCUCUGCUGCCCCUGUCAACAGCCUUUUACAGGAAACUGGCUGGUGGGGUGAAUCAGUUCGCCUACACCUGCAUUCAGGACCAUCCCAUAUGGACCAACCAGCAGUUCUGGGAAGCCACUUUCUACAGUGAGGUCCAGGGUCAGAUCAGAGCCCUUUACCAUAACACCCCCGAGCAGAAAGGGGUCGUCGCUGUCCGGUUAAAGGAGUCAAAUCCAGCACCUGCAGCGGGCAAAGGUGAGCUGCAGACAGCUAUGGACCUGGCAGCAGAACAGCUGCGCCUGUGGCCCAGCCUGAGCAAGGAGAAGCAGCAGGAGCUGGUGAAGAAUGAGGAGAGCACGGUGUUCAGUCAGGCCAUCCACUAUGCCAGCCUCAUGGUGUACCUGCUGGUGCCUCUGGACACGAGCAAAAACAAGCUGCUGCGCAACCCGCCUGCCGCCGACUGGGAGAGCGGCAGCAACAGCAUCGUCACUAACAGCAUUGCCGGCAGUGUGACGGAGAGCUUCGAUACUGAAAGUGGAUUCGAGGACUCUGAAAGCAGCGACGUGGCCAACUCUGUGGUCAGGUUUGUUGCCCGCUUCAUUGACAAGGUGUGCACAGAGAGCGGCGUAACCCAAGAGCACAUCAAAAGCCUGCACAGCAUGAUCCCAGGCAUCGUGGCUAUGCAGAUGGAGGCUCUGGAGGCGGUGCACAGGGAGAGCAGGCGGUUACCUCCCAUUCAGAAGCCUAAGAUUCUGCGGCCAGCGUUGCUGCCUGGAGAGGAGCUGGUGUCGGAGGGUUUGCGUGUGCUUCUGGACCCCGAUGGCAGGGAGGAGGCCACCGGAGGUCUCCUAGGGGGCCCACACAUCCUGCCAGCAGAGGGAGCGCUGUUUCUCACCACGUACCGCAUCGUUUUUAAAGGAAUCCCCCAUGAUCCUCUGGUGGGAGAGCAGGCGGUUAUCAGGGCUUUUCCAGUGUCCACGCUGACCAAAGAGAAGAAGAUCAGCAUCCAGAACCAGCUACAGCAGAGCAUGCAGGAAGGUCUGCAGCUUCGCUCUGCGGCGUUUCAGUUGAUAAAAGUGGCUUUUGACGAGGAAGUGAGCUCUGAGAUGGUGGAGAUUUUUAGAAAACACCUGCAGAGGGUCCGCUACCCUCAGUCCAUCUUCAGCUCCUUUGCAUUCGCUGCGGGACAAACGGCACCUCAACUAAUUCUUCCGAAGCAAAAAGAGAGAAACACAGGCUUCAGAACGCUGUCCAAAACUAUUGUCAAGGGAGCAAAGAGGGCCGGGAAGAUCACCAUGGGCCGCGGCAGCCAGAGCACACUGAAGAAGAGUGACCGAGGCAGCAGAAUGACCUGGCAUGAGGACGAUGACAUCUCAAUAUCGGAUGACGGGGAGCCGCCUCCCAGCAGCACACUGCGAGCAUCAGAGAAGUCCACCAUGGAGCAGCUGGUGGAGCAGUCAUGCUUCCAUGACUACCAGCGUCUGGGCUUGGGCACCAUUACCGCCAGCUCGUCGCGGUCCAAGUCAGGGGAGCAGUUCAGGGUUACAGCCUUCAACAGGCUCUACCAUCUGUGCCGCAGUUAUCCAGGGCUGCUCGUGGUUCCCCAGGCAGUGCAGGACAGCAGCUUACAGAAGGUGGCCCGCUGCUACAGGCACAACCGUCUGCCCGUCCUGUCCUGGAAACACCCGCGCACCAGAGCUGUCCUGCUCCGCUCGGGAGGCUUCCACGGCAAAAGCGUGGUGGGACUGUUUAAGUCCCAGAACCCUGCAUCAACAGCCCCUGCCUCAUCCUCAGACUCCUCAAGUAGUCUCGAACAGGAAAAGUACCUUCAAGCCAUCCUCGACUCCAUUCCUAUUUACUUCAGAAUGAACGGCAACAACACCCUGACCAACCGCUCCCUCGCCGGCCUCUCACCAGGCAGUGAAAGAAGAUCCAGGAUACCAAAGAUGGCUCCCGUCCAUUUAGACAUCCCAUUCUCAAACAGCUUUACCAGAGGAGUGCUUGAAUACAGAGAUAAACUAUUCAUUCACUCAAACCAAAAACCCGCCCAAAAGGAGAGAGUCCAGCAUCAAGGCAUGUGGGCCAGCCUGCGCUCCAGCAGCAGCAGACUCAGCCAGCACCCGCUGACCGGAGACGUGGGCGCCAGGCUCGCUGGGAAGGAUCUGGCGCCCCCUGCAGGGAGCCACAGUCUGCAGGCGCAGCUGCUCAAGCAGCAAGCCGCUCUCUACAUCUUUGGAGAGAAGUCCCAUCUGAGGGGUCUCAGAGUGGACUCGUCUCUGAACUGUGAACUGGUGCCAGUGGACUUCGCAGACACGCGGCAGGUGAAAGCUGCGUUCAAAAAGCUUCUGAGGGCCUGCGCUCCCAGUGCCAGCUCCCUGGACUCUGAGGACUCGUUUCUCAAGGCCUUGGAGGACUCGGAGUGGAUCCUGCAGCUUCAAAAGAUCCUGCAGCUGGCAGUGUUUCUGGUGGAGCUUCUGGACAGCGGCUCCUCUGUUCUCCUCAGCCUGGAGGAUGGCUGGGACAUCACAACACAAGUGGUGUCUCUGGUGCAGCUGCUGAGCGACCCGUUCUACCGGACUCUGGAAGGCUUCCAGGUGCUGGUGGAGAAGGAGUGGCUGUCCUUUGGCCACAAGUUCAGCCAGCGGAGCAACCUGAGUCCGAGCAGCCAGGGCAGCGGCUUCACUCCCAUCUUCCUGCAGUUCCUGGACUGUGUGCACCAGAUUUUGGAGCAGAAUCCUCUGGAGUUUGAGUUUAAUCAGUAUUAUCUUAAGUUCCUGGCCUAUCAUCACAUCUCUAAUCGCUUCAAGAACUUCCUGUUGGACUCCGACUACGAGCGCUUGGAACAUGGCCUGCUGUUUGAGGAUAAAGGUGACAAGCAGGCCAGGAGAGGCAUCUGCAUCUGGGAGUGCAUCAGCAGGAUGCACAAGAGGAGUCCCAUCUUCUUCAACUACCUGUACAGCCCCACUGAGAGCGAGCCGAUCCUCAAGCCUUCUGUCAGCAUCCCCAGCCUGACUAAAUGGGACUUCUUCACGGAUGAGACGCUGUCCACUGGGCCGUGUUACGACUGGAGGAUGAUGGCCGUGAGGCCGGAGAGCUCGGAGGAGGCCAACGCCGUCUCCAACAGCAAGCGGAGGAUCGUUUGGCCGUGCUACAGCAGCGUGAGCCGCGCCCAACCCGACGCCAUCACCAAGCUCCUCGCGGACAUUGAGAGGCUGGAGGGCGAGCUGAACCAGGGGCCGGAAAAAUGGCAGACCACUCUGGAGAGAGUCCGACUCAGCAUUCAGGAAGACCUCAAGCAAGAAGGAAAUCUCCGUAAGCAGUCCGUGUCCAUCUCAGGCCUCAUUCCCACGUCCAGCCUGCAGGCCUUCCAGCGCCGCUCCAUGCUGCACUUGCCAGACAGCGGCCUCGGCGAAGACCACAGCACCGCCACCGUCAAUGGAAUCAACCGCCGCGCCGCUACACUCUACAACCAGUUCACCCCCAAGAGCGAGGAGAACAGGUCCUACGAGGGCAUCCUGUACAAACGGGGAGCGCUGCUGAAGGGCUGGAAGCCUCGCUGGUUUGUGUUGGACGUCACGAAGCACCAGCUGAGAUACUACGACACUGGGGAGGACACCAACUGCAGGGGCCACAUCGACCUGGCAGAGGUGGAGUCUGUGCUGAUCGCUGCUCCGACCAUUGGAGCUCCCAAACACAUCAGCGAAAAGGCCUUUUUUGACUUGAAGACAAGCAAGCGAGUCUACAACUUCUGCGCGUCGGACGCUCCCAGCGCUCAGCUGUGGAUGGACAAGAUCCAGAACUGCAUCUCCGAUGCCUGAACCGCGCGGCUGCUCGUCGGCUCGCGGCCUUUAGAGGCGGCGGCUGAGAGCGGGGGCGCCGCCAUCACCCGACUCAGCUGUCACGUCUUUACCUUCGGGGACUGGAGCGAACAAAGUGCCUGGCGGUGGAGGGUGAGUGCCGUCCCUCCGCGUCCUCGCUGUUGGCUCCGCCCCCCUGCCUCGGGCGGCGACGAAGACGCGCUCACGCUUCAGGCGACUGCACAAGGAAAUGUUAUCCUGCAUAAGCUCUAAACAGAUCAAAGCAAUAUCACUGGCCAUUCAAACUGUGGGUUCAACAUUAGACUUUUAGAAUAUAGAGAAUAGCCUAUGAAGAAUUUCUGACAUAUUUUGCUACGAGAUAAAGGUUAUUGCUGCUUAAAGAAACACAUGAACUGCCAAAAACUCAGAGAUUUUAAUGCACAACGUUAAAAAGCAAUUUGUUUGCACUGUUUGCUCUAAAAUAUGCACUCCUUCUGAAACCUAGGUUUUGUACCAGUAGCAGACAGCCAGGCAUUACUUUACAAUGUACAGACGUUUCCAGACAGAUUCAAUGAAAAGAAUUUGCACAGUGAGUUUAAAAGAGUUUUUCUAUUUAAAUGUGUUGUUGUUGUUUUUUUUUUUCUCUUUUGUUGAAUGUUUAUUGACUUUAUAACACGGUUGUCUCAUGUAUUGUAAAUUAUUAUUUUUAUUAAAAGUGUAUCUGUGCACGUGUUGUAGCAUCAUGUUUGUCUGUAAAUACGUGCGUGAUGUUUCAUUUUAUAUACUGUACCGGACAAAUAUACUUUUCUAACCUAAUUCUAAUGUGACCAACAUCGUCGUGGUGCAAAGACCUGAGUGGCCUGUUCCCCGUUACUGAAAAUAUGAUGGAAGCCUGUUGUUGUUGUUCAGACUGUCCAGUAGGUGAAAACAUCAUGUGGGAUGUUUGUUUUUUUAGAAAUCCCCGUCUGAUCUGUUCUUUGUGCGACUUGAACUGUUUCAUUUAGAAAAAAAAAUAAAAAAGAGGGCUUUUCGUUACUGUAUCUUUGUACCAUGUUUUGUGGUGACACUAAUGUUUUUGGAAUAAAUCGGCCGUACUUGAAA
Messenger RNA from Betta splendens (Siamese fighting fish), 6921 nucleotides. It is a transcript of the gene sbf2, whose product is annotated as SET binding factor 2. The record is from RefSeq and is a predicted model, not a curated record. The coding region runs from base 145 to 5841 and encodes 1898 amino acids. The transcript is spliced from 42 exons. NCBI's taxonomy places the organism in Eukaryota, Metazoa, Chordata, Actinopteri, Anabantiformes, Osphronemidae.